Molecule: messenger RNA, 4980 nt
Organism: Pleuronectes platessa (European plaice)
Lineage: Eukaryota; Metazoa; Chordata; Actinopteri; Pleuronectiformes; Pleuronectidae
Product: NACHT, LRR and PYD domains-containing protein 12-like
Exons: 15
Coding region: 322-4158 (1278 amino acids)
Molecular function (GO): protein binding
Source: RefSeq, a predicted model, not a curated record
CACACCCAGAGUCAAGUGUAUUCAUUUAAUUUUCAAGAGUGAACUGGUUCAGCAGGUCAGACUCAAUUAUUACCUUGACGAGCAGAAGGAAGGAAAGUGAGCAGGUGAGUGUGAACACACACACACACACACACACACACACACACACACACACACACACACACACACACACACACACACAAACACACACACACACACAGUCACACCCAGAGUCAUGUGAUUUCCAGUACCUGCAGAGAGGGGGAGGAGCCUCCAGUGAAAGUGUUCAGACUGGUUCUAACUUCAAGGAGCAGACGGAGGAGACGUGAAGUCUGAGGCUGAAUGAAGAUGAGUGUUUAUGAUGAGGAAGAGGACAGAGCAGAGUCUCCAGGGUUCAGCUGUCUGUCUCUGAAGAGUGACAUGUCCAAAGGUCUUCCUCUAGUCUUCAGUAAUGAACCUGGACCCUCAACCACAAAAGGUCAGGACCACAGACUGAGAGCAGAGUCUCCAGGGUCCAGAUGUCUGUCUCUGAAGAGUGACUGGUCCAUGAGAGUUCCUCUAAACUUCAGUAAUGAACCUGGACCCUCACACACAGAAGGUCAGGACCACAGACUGAGAGCAGAGUCUCCAGGGUCCAGCUGUCUGUCUCUGAAGAGUGACUGGUCCAUGUUUGAGCCUCUGAACUUCAGUAAAGAACCUGGACCCUCACACACAGAGGAGAGGAAGAGGAGUCAUGUUUCUGAGGAGGAGCAGUCGUCCUGCUGUGCUUCGUGUCAGGACGUCCUGAAGGAUCCAGUCUCCACCAGCUGUGGACACUGGUUCUGCAGACAGUGCAUCACCUCAUACUGGGACCAGUCUGGUUCUUCAGGAGACUCCUCCUGUCCCCAGUGUGGACAAAGAUCCAGAACAGGAGCUGGAGCAGAUCGUGGUCUGCAGGAGGUUUCAGAUGAACAUAAGCUCAGUGUGAGGAGGAGAUGUGAACAUGUGACUGAAGGAAGUGAUGCAACAGGAAGUAGAACCCUCCUCAACAGGAUCUACACUGAGCUCUACAUCACAGAGGGACAGAGUGAAGAGGUUAAUACUCAACAUGAGGUGAGGCAGCUUGAGAAGGCUUCCAAGAUGAAGAUCCUCCAGGACACUCCCAUCAAGGUCCACGACAUCUUUAAAGCCUCCACUGACCAGCAGAGCAGCAUCAGAGUCGUCCUGACCAACGGCGUCGCUGGCGUUGGAAAAACCUUCUCGGUGCAGAAGUUCACUCUGGACUGGGCAGAGGGUUUAGAGAACCAGGAUGUGGGUCUGCUGGCUGUGCUUUCGUUCAGGGAGCUGAACCUGGUGAAGGACCAGCAGCACAGUCUUCUCACGCUGCUCCAUGUUUUCCAUCCAGCGUUACAGAAGCUCACUGCAGAGACGCUCGCUGUCUGUAAACCUUUGUUCAUCUUUGACGGCCUGGAUGAAAGCAGACCUUCUCUGGACUUCAACCACAGGGAGCUUGUGUCUGAGGUCACACAGAGGUCAUCAGUCAACGUGCUGCUGACAAACCUCAUCCGGGGGAAUCUGCUUCCCUCGGCUCUCGUCUGGAUAACCUCCAGACCUGCGGCGGCCAAUCAGAUCCCUCCUGCAUGUGUUGACAGGGUCACAGAAGUACGAGGCUUCACUGAGGCCCACAAGGAGGAGUACUUCAGGAGGAGGUUCAGUGAUGAAGAGCUGUGCAGCAGAAUCAUCUCACACAUCAAGACGUCCAGGAGCCUCCACAUCAUGUGUCAAAUCCCAGUCUUCUGCUGGAUCAGUGCUACAGUUCUGGAGCACAUGUUGACCACAGACCAGAGAGGAGAGCUGCCCAAGACCCUGACUGACCUGUACUCACACUUCCUGCUGGUUCAGACAAAGAGGAAGAACAACAAGUACGGUGAGGGACAUGAGACGACUCCACAGCAGCUGACGGAGGCUGACAGGGACGUUCUCCUGAAGCUGGGGAGGCUGGCACUUAAACAUCUGGAGGAAGGAAACAUCAUGUUCUACCAAGAAGACCUGGAGCAGUGUGGUCUUAAUGUCACAGAGGCCUCGGUGUACUCAGGAGUUUGUACUGAGAUCUUCAGAAGAGAGUGUGUGAUCUUCCAGAAAUCAGUCUACUGCUUUGUUCAUCUGAGCGUUCAGGAGUUUCUGGCUGCAGUCUACAUGUUCCACUGUUACACCGAGAGGAACACAGAAGAACUUAACAACUUAUUGGGAACAUAUGGGAACAGAGACAGAACCUUUUCCCUGGAUGACCUCCUGAAGAGAACCAUGGAGAAAUCCCUCACCAGUAGAAAUGGUCAUCUGGACCUGUUUGUUCGCUUCCUUCACGGCCUCAGUCUGGAGUCCAACCAGAGAGUCUUAGGAGGCCUGCUAGGUCAGAGAGAGAACAAUCCAAAGUUCAUCCAGAGAGUCUUAGGAGGCCUGCUGGGUCGGAGAGAGAACAAUCCAGAGAUCAUCCAGAGAAUCAUCUACAACCUGAAGAAGAUGAAGAGUGAUGACAUUUCUCCUGACAGAAGCAUCAACAUCUUCCACUGUCUGACUGAGAUGAACGACCACUCAGUUCAUCAGCAGAUGAAACAGUUCCUGACGUCAGAGAACAGAUCAAAGGAGAAACUCUCUGAGAUCCACUGCUCAGCUCUGGCCUACAUGCUGCAGAUGUCAGAGGAGGUUCUGGAUGAGUUGAACCUGAGGGAGUUCAACACAACAGACCAGGGUCGACUGAGACUGAUCCCAGCUGUGAGGAACUGCAGGAAGGCUCUACUCUAUGGUUGUGGACUCUCAAAGACUCACUGGGAAGUCGUGGCCUCAGCUCUGAAGUCAGACCCCUCACAUCUGAGAGAACUGGAUCUGAGUAGAAACAAGCUGCAGGAUUCAGGAGUGAAGCUGCUGUGUUCUGGACUGGAGAGUCCAAACUGUCGACUGGAGACUCUGAGGUUGUGGAGCUGCAGUCUGUCAGAGAUCAGCUGUUCUUCUCUAGCUUCAGCUCUGAGGUCAAACCCCUCUCAUCUGAGAGAACUGGAUCUGAGUAUCAACUACCUGAAGGACUCAGCAGUGAAGGAGCUGUGUGGUUUUCUACAGAGUCCAACCUGUCGACUGGAGACUCUGAGACUCUGUGGUUGUCGACUCUCAGAGACUCACUGUGAAGUCGUGGCCUCAGCUCUGAAGUCAGACCCCUCACAUCUGAGAGAACUGGAUCUGAGUCACAACAAGCUGCAGGAUUCAGGAGUGAAGCUGCUGUGUUCUGGACUGGAGAGUCCAAACUGUCGACUGGAGACUCUGAGGUUGUGGAGCUGCAGUCUGUCAGAGAUCAGCUGUUGUUCUCUGGCUUCAGCUCUGAGGUCAAACCCCUCUCAUCUGAGAGAACUGGAUCUGAGUCACAACUACCUGAAGGACUCAGGAGUGAAGGAGCUGUGUGGUUUUCUACAGAGUCCAACCUGUCGACUGGAGACUCUGAGACUCGGUGGUUGUGGACUCUCAGAGACUCACUGUGAAGUCGUGGCCUCAGCUCUGAAGUCAGACCCCUCACAUCUGAGAGAACUGGAUCUGAGUCACAACAAGCUGCAGGAUUCAGGAGUGAAGCUGCUGUGUUCUGGACUGGAGAGUCCAAACUGUCGACUGGAGACUCUGAGGUUUGUGGACUGCAGUCUGUCAGAGAUCAGCUGUUGUUCUCUGGCUUCAGCUCUGAGGUCAAACCCCUCUCAUCUGAGAGAACUGGAUCUGAGUCACAACGACCUGCAGGACUCAGCAGUGAAGGAGCUGUGUGGUUUUCUACAGAGUCCAACCUGUCGACUGGAGACUCUGAGACUUGGUCAUUGUGAACUCUCAGAGACUCACUGUGAAGUCGUGGCCUCAGCUCUGAAGUCAGACCCCUCACAUCUGAGAGAACUGGAUCUGAGCUCCAACAAGCUGCAGGAUUCAGGAGUGAAGCUGCUGUGUUCUGGACUGGAGAGUCCAAACUGUCGACUGGAGACUCUGAGGUUGUUGAACUGCAGUCUGACAGAGAUCAGCUGUUGUUCUCUGGCUUCAGCUCUGAGGUCAAACCCCUCUCAUCUGAGAGAACUGGAUCUGAGCUACAACAACCUGAAGAUCUCAGCAGUGAAGGAGCUUCUUGAUCUACAGCAGAGUCCAACCUGUCGACUGGAGACUCUGUGGUGGAGGUCUUAGUGGAGCUGAGUGUGAAGAGGACAGUGUGAAGAGGACAGUGUGAAGAGGACAGUGUGUGUGGACGGAGGCUGAGCUGUGUCCUGAGGAUCCAGAGGCUGAAGCAGCAGCAGUGUGUGUGUUGUCUCCAAUCUACACAACCCCUAAUCUGCAUGUGUUUGUGAGAUGAAGCCGGAGCACCUGGAGAAAACACGGGGAGAACAUGCAGACUCCACACAGGAAGACCCCAUCUGAACCGGAUUCAAACCAGCAACCUUCCUGCCCCGAUUGUGUUUAUUCACAUGAAGAAUGUGUUUAUUGAAAUGACACAACACAAGCAGAAUAUAUAAACCCUCUAUAAAGAGUCACAUACAGUGUGUUUAAGUUUGUCUUUAUUAUUGUCCACCUUUGUCCCUCAGUGUGUCUCCAUGUGUGUAGAACCACAUUCUGUGUAUAUGAUUGUUUAUGAUCUUAAAGUUCCUGGAUUCACGUCACAAAUUUAUUAAGUUCAACACAAAGUUCAACACAUUGAAAUCACUUUGAGUUUAAAAUCAGAGUUUUGUCUUUGACACAAAAGAUCAAAGCUCUGAACUUAAAAAUGGGACGUUUUCAUUUCUGCAUCAGGUGCAGAGCGGUGGUGGCUUUUCUACUUUUGACCCACAGGUGGCGCUGCAGUAUAACAGCAGCACAUCCCAGUCAAAGCCUUUAUAUUCAGUCUAUGAGUCAAACACAUGGAUCAUUUCCUCUGUGACAAACCAGAUGUAACGAGAAGAAAAACAUCUCAGAGAGAAAAGUUCUGUUUCUACUUGUCUCUGCUUUAAUGCUCAAUAAACAUCCUUCCACCGA